Messenger RNA from Lachnellula hyalina, 3138 nucleotides. Its product is annotated as Vacuolar membrane protease. The coding region runs from base 1 to 3138 and encodes 1045 amino acids. Gene Ontology annotation, molecular function: metalloexopeptidase activity. NCBI's taxonomy places the organism in Eukaryota, Fungi, Ascomycota, Leotiomycetes, Helotiales, Lachnaceae. Gene Ontology annotation, biological process: proteolysis. The record is from RefSeq and is a predicted model, not a curated record. The transcript has a single exon.
AUGCUGCAGAGAGUCAAGACGGGCCUUGCAGACAUGAAAUGCUCCAACCCUUUUGCGUUCGCCCCUGUGGCAGUAACGAUUAUUACCGCCGUUGUAUACCUCGGUAUCCUCAUUCCACUUCUCGUAAUUCACGAGACUGUCCCACCCGCUCCCCAAAACCCAACACUCUACGCCGGCCUCAACCUCAGCGAAGCUUGGCUUGACUUGGCCGAAUUAAGCAACGGCUAUCAUCCCUUCAAUAGUCGCAGAAACGAUGAGGUUAGAAAUUGGUUGUUGUUGAGGGUAGAGGGCAUAUUGAAGAGCAACGAUGUUAGCUGGCAGGCAUAUGACGAAGCAGGCCUCACAGCGGGAGAUGGCCUUUACGAUACAGAGUCAACGGAUCAUGUCGAAGUCUCCCCACUUUACACCGCGGAUUCGAUUGAAAACCAGCCUAAGUCAUCCCUCGAUUCGAUCCACGAAGACCUCCGAGCACGCUCUACGUCGCUAGCAGUAACCAUCUUCAAUGAUCUCGUUGCCAAUUACACAAGUACUGCCCUUACAAGUAUAGGAGUUAGUGGACGAAAAGCUGGAAUCAGUACCUAUUUCGAGGGUAGCAAUAUCAUUGUCUACAUUCGAGGAACUGAGGAUGAGGAAGGUGAGUGGUGGAACUCGGUAUCGCAUGGGUCAGCCUCAAUGCACGGAAAAGGAGGAGUCAUGGUCAACGCGCAUUUCGACAGUGUUUCGACCGGAUAUGGAACUACAGAUGAUGGUAUGGGUGUAAUUACUACUCUACAGUUGAUCAAGUAUUUCACGACCGAGGGAAACACCCCAAAGAAAGGAGUAGUCGCACUUUUCAACAACGGCGAAGAAGAUGGGCUCUAUGGUGCCAAGGCCUUUCUCUCACAUCCAAUGGCAAAAUUCGUCCAUACAUUUCUCAACCUUGAGGGAGCAGGAGCCGGAGGAAGGGCAACGCUUUUUAGAAGUACAGACACCGAGGUGACUCGAGCUUACGGCAAAUCUCGGCAUCCAUUUGGUACGGUCGUCAGUGCCGACGGAUUCGCUUCAGGGUUCGUAAGGAGCCAGACGGACUACAUCGUGUUCCGUGCUGAGGGCUUCCGUGGACUUGAUGUCGCUUUCUGGGAGCCUAGAACUAGGUAUCAUACCGAUCAAGAUGAUAUAAAGCACGCUUCUAAAGACUCCCUCUGGCACAUGUUGUCAGCAUCAGUCGAAACGGUCAAAUAUCUAGCCUCAGAUACUAGCAGUAAAUUCGCUGGGCCCCGUGGAGAUGGUGCAAACGGAAAAGUCGAGAAUGGAAAGGGGAGUGAUGGAGUGUGGUUCGAUCUAUUCGGUCGUGCCUUUGCUGUCUUCGGUCUGCGAACACUUUUCGCCUGGUCCUUGACUUUGCUCAUCGCCACGCCUCUGAUAUUGCUGUUGAUCUCAUUCCUCGUGGUUCGAAAGGACAAGAUGUAUUUGUUUACUGGAUCAGUGAAAUUUUCAGGGCACGAAAUCGAAGCUGUUUCCCUUCAAGGAUGGCGAGGUGCAUUCCGGUUCCCAAUUUCUCUCGUCGUCUCUGCCGCCAUUACCGUGGGAGCUGCGUUCUUGAUUAGGAAAAUAAACCCUUUGAUCAUUUACUCAUCUCAAUACACAGUAUGGGCUAUGUCAUUCAGCUUGUUUUUCUGCGUCCAUUGGUUCAUUAUGGCUGGUUGCAACUUUAUAAGGCCAUCUGCGCUUCACAGGACCUAUGCUCUUCUUUGGAUGUUUCUACUCGGUUGGGCAGUGCUUGUCGCAUCUACCGUCUUUGAAGACCGCUACAAAAUCAGCGGAGGCUACAUGUUCGUUUUUUACGAGGCGGCAAUAUUCCUCGCAGCAUUUGUCGGCCUCUGCGAGUUAUUUGCCCUUCCGACCAAGUCUUCGGUGGUCGAAGAAGCCCAUGAUGAGCACGAGACCAGGGAAGGACUCGAUGCUGUGCCAAACUCGGAGGCUAUUGCUCCUCAGCAUACAGAUGCGGGGGAUAAUGAAACGGCACCUGAGGAUGCAACUGAGACUACCCCUCUUGUCGGUGGUAAUGGUCAUCGCACUGCCUUGGGAGCCACAUUUGCAAGUGGCUAUCGUAGAUCAUUGCAAGAGACGAUGGAUGGGGCCAGCGACGAUCAUAAAAAGCAUCACACCUUUGGUGCUGAACAAAGCUGGUCAGGCGAUAUGCCUACAUGGACUUGGCUUAUCCAGUUCAUUCUUCUCGGUCCUUUCAUCGUUGUCAUUAUUGGACAAGUCGGCCUUCUUCUCGUCACGGCAACAGCUCAAACUGGUACUGACGGUAGUCCUCUUCUUCUGCCAUAUCUUGUUGUAGCGCUAUUCUCGAUUUUGGUCAUCCUUCCUCUCGGGCCAUUCAUGCAUCGCAUCACGCAUCACAUUCCAACCUUCCUGUUCCUGGUCUUUAUCGGGACCCUAAUCUAUAAUCUUGUUGCCUUCCCCUUCUCGCCUCAGAAUAGAUACAAGGCCUACUUUCAACAAACAGUCGAUCUUGACAGCGGUUUGAAUCGUGUCACGUUGGUUGGACUCGAACAGUAUAUCCGUGACAUCAUUUCCGACAUACCUUCUGCCGCUGGUCAGGCUAUGGAUUGCACAACCAACUCAUUGAUCCGCAGUGGCUUGAGCUUUUGCUCAUAUGAAGGUCUUGCACCACAAGUAGUUGAGAAGCUCCCAACUGGAGUACCACCCGAGAAAGAAUACGACAGCUGGUUGACAUACAACGUCUCCCGAGUGCCCGGCCAAAACAAGGCCACAUUCCACAUCAAGGGCGAGGAGACCAAGGCUUGUAUCCUCCGCUUCGACGACCCAUUUUCUGGCUUCGCAGUCCAGGGUGCCGCGAGCAACAAUGGCAAAUGGGAUAACGUUCCAGAAAGCGGCAGUGACCAGAUUAAACUCUGGCACAGAGAUUGGGACCGUGAAUGGGUUGUGGACGUUGAGUGGCCCGUCAGUGAGGGGAAGAACGAAGGCGAUGAGGGACGAACUGGAAGGGUGGUUUGUUUCUGGAGUGAUCACAACAUGCCUGGAACCAUCCCGGCGUUGGAUGAAGCUCAGAGAGCUGCGCCGGGGUGGACGAGUAUUGUGAAAUUAAUGGAUGGCUUGGUUGAGGGUAGUAAGGCGUUUGUGAUUUAA